CAUUCGCUCUUGGCCAUCAGCGUCACCUUCGUGCUGGUUCACCUGCUUCGAGGUGCUCCACACUUAAUGCUGGGCGUCAACUUCGUCUUUCACAUGGGCUACCUGCURYUGGGYUAUUACUUCACGGCAAGCAACGAAUACGAUAUCCUGUGGACCAUGCCACAUUGCAUAUUGACGUUGCGGAUGAUUGGUUUCGGUUUCGAUGUGGCCGACGGAUUGAAGCCGGUGUCUAAGCUAUCGAAAGAGCAGAGUGAGACGGCAUUGAAGCAUCCGCCUUCGUUCCUUCAGCUAUUGGCAUAUGCUUACUUUCCCAGCGGCUUCUUGGUCGGYCCGCAGUUUCCCUAUCGACGAUACCAAAACUUCACGAAUGGCGAKUUUCGCCAAUAYGAGGGCUGCGUGGACGCCGGUCUUAAGCGUCUGGGCAUGGGUGUGCUCUACCUAAUCGUUUGCCAACUCGGUUUAGCCUAUCUGCCGGAUAACUAUUUCCUGACACCGGAAUUUGCGGAACAGCACUUCAUCAAGCGCAUUUUCUUCCUGGGCUUCUGGGCGAAGUUCACGCUGUACAAAUACAUUUCGUGCUGGCUGUUCGCCGAGGGCGCUCUCAUGUGCAUUGGCUUCACGUACAAGGGCCGCGAUGCACAGGGCAAUCCGGAUUGGUCUGGCUGCACCAAUGUCAAGCUAAUGCUCCUCGAGACCGGAAACACCAUGGAACACUAUGUGCAGAGCUUCAAUGUGAACACCAAUCAGUGGGUCGCUCAGUACAUAUUCAAGCGUCUCAAGUUCCUCAACAAUMGGAACAUUAGCUAYGCGGCUGCUUUGGGUUUUCUAGCCGUGUGGCAUGGCUAUCAUAGUGGCUAUUAUAUGGCAUUCCUUAUGGAGUACAUGAUAGUCAGCACCGAGAAGCAGAUCGAUCGGGUUUACACCAAAGAAGUGCUGCCCAGAUAUGGCGAAAUAUUAAACAACUCAAUGAUCUAUAAAGUACUUUAUUUCGUAUCCUUAAAGUCCUAUAACAUCGUCUACAUGGGCUGGUGUCUCACCUCAUUUGUUUUUCUCAAAUACGAGCGCUGGAUCACGGUCUUCAGUGCAGUGAACUACUUCGGCUUCAUAUACAUGUUCAUCUGGGCUUGYCURUUCCAUGGCUAUCGUCAUUUUGYUGGCAAACCGCCCCAGAACCGCGAGCCCACCGCAACAGCAUCAACUGUAAAACAAGCCACAGAUUAGUGGAGCGGCUAUCCUGCAUGCAAUGUCCAAUUCAGCAUAAUUUCUUUAAAAUUGAAGUGAAGAUGUUACCAAAUAACCAUAGUUUACUCUCACACRCAUAUAUAUSUGCAUAUAUAUUACCGUGGAUGGUAAACGAUUGAAUACGAUAAGGACUACUGGACGUGGCGUAAAGUUGUAGCUGUUCUCAAUCGUUCAUUAUAGAAAGCAAUGUCUAGUCAGUGAAAAAUAGUUGAGUUGCUCUAUGAACGGCGUCGAGACUUAUCCAACUAUAAAGACAAUUUUAUAUACAUAUWUUUUCAUAUGCUCACAAACUGUAUAAGGGAAGAAGCAGCUAUGCAAAAAGUGCAAAUUUAAAAAUCAAAUUKCAGAAAUUAUCSAUUGAAAAUUCUUUAUAACUUUUCGAACCUUGUAAAUAUUGUAGAAUCAAGGCUUUUAAAUUAUAUCGUAACUAGUUUGUAACACUCUAACAAAAUUGGUUAUAUCGAAAAAUGAAUAAACUUCUUGCUUGAGUCACCCAA
Drosophila arizonae is the source of this 1739-nucleotide messenger RNA. RefSeq names its product lysophosphatidylcholine acyltransferase 3 protein nessy (gene nes). Gene Ontology annotation, molecular function: 1-acylglycerophosphocholine O-acyltransferase activity; lysophospholipid acyltransferase activity. NCBI's taxonomy places the organism in Eukaryota, Metazoa, Arthropoda, Insecta, Diptera, Drosophilidae. Gene Ontology annotation, cellular component: membrane. Gene Ontology annotation, biological process: lipid modification; phosphatidylcholine biosynthetic process. The record is from RefSeq and is a predicted model, not a curated record.